ACACCCUUGGUUUUCACCGUCGUCCGUCCGAUUCUUGUCCGACGUUCGUCGUUGUUGGUUGGUUCGUCGUGUUGCACUGGUUCAUAUCCUUUCAAUUCAUUCGGCCAUCCGGGUUCGAUUCUGAUUCCCGGGCAAUGCACGUGGCAUUGCCACUACCUGACUGCUUGGAACAGCAGAUAAUCCGGCUUAUUGAUAAAUGUUGCUUCACAAAAUGGCUGCUGUCAAGAUAUGUAGGCAGCUUAUUCUGAAACCUGCAAGCUCCAAACUUCUCCAGGCCUGCUCAACCGUGGUGAUUGCUGAAAGAACUGCCUACUGGAACCGCGACUGGAAGCCGGAGCCGCGGCCGCCGCAGGGCGCCGACCAGCACGCGGCCGCCGCGCACAAAUACGGCCUGCUGCCGGCCGACUACCGACCUCUGCCCGACGACGGCGCCGGACUGGGCGACUACCCGGCCGUGCCUCUCCACUCGGCUGAGGCGCGCGACCCCAACUACAACUGGGACAUGCCAGAGCUGAAACGCGACUUCGGCGAGCCCAUUCACCACGAGAUGGACAUGUUCGGAGAGGACCGCUACAACGCGGACCGGCGGCUGCGCAUCUCCAUCCCGCAGAUGUGGGCCGCCUUCCUGGCCGUCGUGGCCGGCUACUCGCUGCUCUUCUUCUACUUCGACAACAAGAAGAUGUUUAGGCCCGUGAUGCCGCGGCAGUACGUGCGCGACGGACCGCACUACUCCUUCCAACUAAAAGAAUGAGUGCUGCUGACCUGUGCUGAGCGCGGCUGAUGUCCGACACGAGUGAUGCUAAUACAUGGCCGGUAGUGAGAA
Amphibalanus amphitrite is the source of this 823-nucleotide messenger RNA. It is a transcript of the gene ND-ASHI, whose product is annotated as NADH dehydrogenase [ubiquinone] 1 beta subcomplex subunit 8, mitochondrial-like. Bases 197 to 751 code for a protein of 184 amino acids. NCBI's taxonomy places the organism in Eukaryota, Metazoa, Arthropoda, Thecostraca, Balanomorpha, Balanidae. The transcript is spliced from 5 exons. Gene Ontology annotation, cellular component: mitochondrion. The record is from RefSeq and is a predicted model, not a curated record.